Molecule: messenger RNA, 1193 nt
Organism: Papaver somniferum (opium poppy)
Lineage: Eukaryota; Viridiplantae; Streptophyta; Magnoliopsida; Ranunculales; Papaveraceae
Product: rhodanese-like domain-containing protein 11, chloroplastic
Exons: 10
Coding region: 109-987 (292 amino acids)
Source: RefSeq, a predicted model, not a curated record
GUAACUCUCUUAUCUUCCACUGUCCACCCUUGAGGAUAUCGUAUCCAGUCUAGACAACUAACUUCAAAUCCUUGUCUCUCUAAUUGAUCCUCAUUUCUGCAUUCCAUAAUGCAAUCUCUAGGGUUUUCACCACUUAAUUCCCUAGGAAGUGCUAAAGCAACCCCUAAAUUUCAGAAAGAAAUAAGCAGAGACCCAUUGAGUAGUUUAAAGCUACUGUCUUUAAAAUUCAAACCUUGUUACAGUACUCGAUUUUACAGAAAUUCAAGUAUUCAAAUGUCAGGGAGUAAUGAAGAAGAGGACUUGACAAAGCAAAUGAAAGAGAUGAAUGCUGCUAAAAAGAGAUGGGACGCUCUGAUUAGAGAAGAAAAGGUAAAGUCUCUUACACCAAGGGAAGCUGGGUAUGCAAUUCAACUGUCUUACAAAACCCUCCUUGACGUUCGCCCAUCAUUUGAGCGCAAUAAGGCAUGGGUUAAAGGCUCAACUUGGAUUCCUAUAUUUGAUGUUGAUAGCAAAUUAGAUGCUGGAGCUCUUUCCAAAAAGGUUACAAACUUCUUGUUAGGGGGUUGGUGGAGUGGCAUACCUACACUAUCCUACGAAAAUCAAUUCAUAUCAAGGGUCGAGCAGCAAUUCCCAAAAGACACUGACCUUAUUGUUGCAUGCCAAAAAGGAUUGAGAUCCCUUGCUGCCUGUGAGCUACUGUAUAAAGCAGGCUAUGAAAAUAUUUUCUGGGUUCAAGGGGGUCUAGAGGCUGCUGAAGAAGAAGAUUUUGAUAGAGAAGGUCCUCAACCAUUCAAAUUUGCUGGAAUUGGUGGUGUUUCAGAGUUUCUUGGUUGGACUGAUCAGCAACGAGCGGCAGCUGCCAAAGAUGGCUGGGGUUCCCGAGUAAUUUACUCAGCCCGUUUGAUUGGGAUUUUUAUCCUUGCAGAUGGCUUGUUUAUUGGGGUUCAGCAAUUGACUCACUAUCUUCAGGAAAUAAGAUCUUCUUAAACCAGCAACAGAAAAGAUCAAAAGAAACUUAUAAUGAAGCUACCGAGUCUGAGAGUUGUAUGUUCUUUCUUCACGUUGUCGUGACCUUAAGUCUGUCAAGAGAUUCUUGGGAGGAUCUCAAUUUUUGUAAUUAAAUUAAGCCCGACUUUACGGUUUUGUUUGAGCGUCUAUGCAGUUUCAGUUACGUAUUGUGUUAUCUUGUUUGU